AACUUAAGAGGUGCCACCACUGGUGUCUCAACCGAAAACAAAACAAGGGGCGCCGGUUUCUUAACAAAUAAACAAAUUCUUUGGUAAACUGUGCAUUUAAGGUAGGCAAGGCAAAAGAGUUAGCGCAACAGGACAAUGGCCAGCGGAUCAAGAACAACGAUAUUGCCGCAAUCGAAAGAGGCGCUCUUAAAGUCUUACAAUGCGCGUCUAAAGGACGACGUUCGCAGCAUGUUGGAAAACUUUGAUGAGAUUCUUAAGUUGGCACGCCGGGAAAGUCACAGUCAAAUUUCGAAGACUACGCAAUGCGAACAGGAUGCUUUAGAAAUGCAGGUCCGUGCGGCUAAUAUGGUUCGCGCCGGUGAAUCAUUGAUGAAACUAGUGGCAGACCUUAAGCAGUACUUGAUCCUCAACGAUUUUCACUCGGUUAACGAAGCCAUCACGAACAAUUCCCAACUGUUUAGAAACACGCAAAGCGAGUGCGAUAAAAAGCUUAUGAAAUUAAGGGACGAAAUGGCAAUGGAUCUAUACGACCUGGAGGAGGAAUACUACACAAGCAUAUUUAAGUAGCCCUGAGCUUAAGGUUAGCAAUAUGUUUGUAAUGCAUUUGGUCCAACUAUAAAAUUUUGUUGAUCAAAAAUUAAAACUAUUAGAAGAUAAGACAAAAAA
Drosophila ficusphila is the source of this 666-nucleotide messenger RNA. RefSeq names its product mediator of RNA polymerase II transcription subunit 22 (gene MED22). Gene Ontology annotation, cellular component: mediator complex. The record is from RefSeq and is a predicted model, not a curated record. The transcript has 3 exons. Gene Ontology annotation, molecular function: transcription coregulator activity. Gene Ontology annotation, biological process: regulation of transcription by RNA polymerase II. Lineage: Eukaryota; Metazoa; Arthropoda; Insecta; Diptera; Drosophilidae. Bases 136 to 567 code for a protein of 143 amino acids.